Danaus chrysippus (African queen) is the source of this 1458-nucleotide messenger RNA. NCBI's taxonomy places the organism in Eukaryota, Metazoa, Arthropoda, Insecta, Lepidoptera, Nymphalidae. The record is from the annotation of a GenBank genome assembly.
AUGUUGAAGUUGUGGCUCGGGCUCGCUCUAACGGCUGAUUCAUCGGCUUUAUUCAGGGAUCGUAAUAGUUUUGGGAUGAAUCUAAAAAGACCAUCGGAGCUCUACAAACACCUAAGAGUUUCCAAGAGACAUAUCCUGGGAAAAUCCCAUGAUGACGUCGUUACAUCACUCCCAAAAGACAAUGAUGCCCCAGAGCUAGAGUCACGACUUCAAUUCCAUAAACAAUUUAUGAUCGGAGCGCAAAAUAACAGAGUAGGGUUAGGAUCAAGUAGGAAAGUCCAAGAUACGGAUAUAUUGAAGUCUUUUAUUCGGCAAGACGAGAACGAUAAAUACAAGAUCCAUGCAAUGAGUUUAGAAAUGCAGAUCGAGUGGUUAGACAUAGAAGAUUUUUGCAUUCCACUAGCACUAAAAUGGCGCACCCUAAUUCAUGACUGGUCGCCAGCCUUGCUAAAAUUUUAUCUCAAUGCGUUCCAGAUGACUCUCCCAGAUCAGAGUAAUUUAGUAAGAUGGGGUAAAGGUACCGAAAAAACUUGCUAUAUCUGCGGAAAGGCAGUUGGAACUGCCAAGCAUUUGCUGGUGGGAUGUAAGGUUCUCCUGGACAGCGGUCAAUACUCGCGUCGUCACGAUAGGGUUUUAGAGAUCAUACGUUUUGUGAGAGAGGGCACCAGGGCUAUAAAAUCAAACGUCAAGCCUUACUCAAUCCUUAAAGCGGCUUCGGAUUGGACUAUCAUGAUGGAUACGUAUGAGAAACAAUACAAAAUUCCCGAGGAUAUUUGUGCGUCGGCCUCCAGACCAGACAUAUUUCUAUAUUCGCGUAUUUUAAAGCGCGUUGUGAUGAUAGAGCUUACGGUGCCUUGGGAAACCAACAUCCCCAAAGACCAUGCCAUCAAGGUCAAUAAGUAUUACGAGCUCACUAACGAACUAACUCGAAAUAGGUUCGUCGUUGAUUUGUACGCGGUAGAGGUGGGAGCGAGAGGUAUAACAGCUAAAUCUCUCUAUAACCUACUAAAAGACUUGGGCCUGUCCAGAACUAACAUUAAUUCAUUCUUAGAACGUACGUCGAAGGCAGCCCUAGUAGGUUCUUUUCAAAUUUGGUUAGGUAGGGAGAGGAACUUGGACAGUGGAGGUGAGCGUAUAACGCGCACGAGACAUAUUUCUGUAUCUACAUUCGUGAAUUUUAAUAGACCUUACAGUUCCUUGGAAAACCAGCACCCCAAAGAUCAUGCCAUCAAGAUCAAUAAAUAUUUCGAGAUCACUAACGAACUCACUAAGAAUGGGUUCGUCGUAUAUUUGUACGCAUUAGAAGUGGAAGCGAGAGGCAUAACAGCCAAAUCUCUACAACCUACACCUAGGUCGCAAGUCCCAGACACUGUCGAAGCUCCUUUCCCUGCAACGCGAUGGACCCGACACCCGCACAGUGAAUCCAUGGAAUUCUGCGAAGUUUUCUUUCGUCUCUAA